Molecule: messenger RNA, 4336 nt
Organism: Lontra canadensis (Northern American river otter)
Lineage: Eukaryota; Metazoa; Chordata; Mammalia; Carnivora; Mustelidae
Gene: CNNM1
Product: cyclin and CBS domain divalent metal cation transport mediator 1
Exons: 12
Coding region: 314-3226 (970 amino acids)
Biological process (GO): magnesium ion homeostasis; transport
Cellular component (GO): plasma membrane
Molecular function (GO): transmembrane transporter activity
Source: RefSeq, a predicted model, not a curated record
GUAGGAGUUCGCAAAGAGCCUCCCUACUGCUGGAGCAGGAGGCCGAGCUCCAAAUCAAGCUUUCCUUAGGCUGCCACUCAGAUUCACCCGUGUUUCGGGGGUUAUGCGUGGUGCAGUGAUGCGUGGCCACCUCCGGCCUCCUGCGGGGACCCCAGGCGGGGGCUGGGUUUGAGUCCCCAUCGUCUACAGCCCACGCUUGCAGGGGUUGCACACGUGGUGACCUGCCCGCGGCCGGGUUGCCGGCUCGGCUCCUCCUCCCUCCAGAUCUCCCUCUGUUCUCUGCAGUAUCACGUGCAUCCGCGCCGGGUGCAGGAUGGCGGCUGCGGCAACAGCGGUGGGUGUCAGGCUCCGGGACUGCUGCAGCCGAGGCGCUGUGCUCCUGCUCUUCUUCUCCCUGUCCCCUCAGCCCCCGGCCGCCGCCGCUUGGCUGCUGGGCCUGCGGCCCGAGGACACCGCUGGAGGCCGCGUGUCCCUGGAGGGGGGCACCCUGCGCGCGGCGGAAGGCACCAGCUUCCUCCUGCGCGUCUAUUUCCAGCCCGGGCCCGCGGCGCCCGCGGCACCGGUGCCCGCACCCACCCUUUCCCCGGGAGAGAACGGCACCGGCGACUGGACUCCGCGGCUCGUGUUCAUCGAGGAGCCCCCGGGAGGUAGCGGCGUGGCGCCCAGUGCUGUCCCCACGCGCCCCCCGGGGCCGCAGCGCUGCCGAGAGCAGAGCGACUGGGCUUCGGACGUGGAAGUCCUGGGGCCGUUGCGCCCCGGAGGCGUGGCGGGUUCGGCUUUAGUCCAGGUGAGGGUGCGGGAGCUGCGCAAGGGCGAGGCAGAGCGGGGCGGCGCGGGCGGUGGCGGGAAGCUCUUCUCGCUGUGCGCCUGGGACGGACGCGCUUGGCACCACCACGGCGCCGCCGGCGGCUUCCUGCUGCGCGUCCGCCCGCGGCUGUACGGUCCUGGGGGGGACCUAUUGCCCCCAGCGUGGCUCCGGGCGCUCGGGGCGCUCCUGCUGCUCGCCCUGUCUGCCCUUUUCAGCGGCCUGCGCCUGAGCCUGCUCUCGCUGGACCCGGUGGAGUUACGGGUGCUGCGGAAUAGCGGCUCGGCCGCAGAGCAGGAGCAGGCGCGCCGCGUGCAGGCCGUGCGCAGCAGGGGGACCCAUCUGCUCUGCACCCUGCUCCUGGGCCAAGCCGGAGCCAACGCGGCCCUGGCAGGCUGGCUGUACGCCUCGCUGCCGCCGGGCGUCGGGGGCACCGGAGAAGAUUAUUACAGCGAGGCAGGGAUUCACUUCCCGUGGCUGCCGGCGCUCGUCUGCACCGGCGCGGUGUUUCUGGGCGCCGAGAUCUGCCCCUACUCAGUGUGUUCUCGGCACGGGCUGGCCAUCGCUUCGCACAGCGUGUGCCUGACCCGACUCCUGAUGGCGGCCGCCUUCCCCGUGUGCUACCCGCUGGGCCGCCUGCUGGACUGGGCGCUGCGUCAGGAGAUCAGCACCUUCUACACGCGCGAGAAGCUGCUGGAGACACUACGGGCCGCAGACCCCUACAGCGACCUGGUGAAGGAGGAGCUCAACAUCAUCCAGGGCGCCUUGGAGCUGCGCACCAAGGUGGUGGAGGAGGUGCUGACCCCCCUCGGGGACUGCUUCAUGCUGCGCUCCGACGCGGUGCUCGACUUCGCCACGGUCUCAGAGAUUCUGCGCAGCGGCUACACUCGUAUCCCCGUGUACGAGGGCGAUCAGCGGCACAACAUUGUAGACAUUCUGUUUGUCAAGGACUUGGCCUUCGUGGACCCCGACGACUGCACGCCACUACUCACCGUCACUCGCUUCUACAACCGGCCCCUGCACUGCGUCUUCAAUGAUACCCGGCUGGACACGGUGCUGGAGGAGUUUAAGAAGGGAAAAUCUCACCUGGCCAUUGUCCAGCGGGUGAACAAUGAGGGAGAAGGAGACCCCUUCUAUGAGGUAAUGGGAAUUGUCACCCUGGAGGACAUCAUAGAGGAGAUCAUUAAGUCGGAGAUCCUGGAUGAAACUGACCUCUACACUGACAACCGGAAAAAGCAGAGGGUUCCACACAGGGAGAGGAAGCGGCACGACUUUUCCCUAUUCAAGCUUUCUGACUCGGAGAUGAGGGUGAAGAUCUCUCCCCAGCUUCUGCUGGCCACACACCGCUUCAUGGCCACAGAAGUGGAGCCCUUUAAAUCUCUGUACCUUUCGGAGAAGAUCCUGCUCCGGCUCCUCAAACACCCCAAUGUGAUCCAGGAGCUGAAGUUUGACGAGAAAAACAAGAAAGCCCCAGAACACUACCUCUACCAGCGCAACCGCCCCGUAGACUACUUCGUGCUGCUUCUGCAGGGUAAAGUGGAAGUGGAGGUUGGCAAGGAAGGCCUUCGCUUCGAGAAUGGAGCUUUCACCUACUAUGGAGUCCCAGCCAUCAUGACCACUGCUUGCUCAGAUAACGAUGUGCGGAAGGUUGGAAGCCUGGCUGGAUCCUCAGUCUUUCUGCCCGUCUCUGUGUCCCGUACCUUCGCCUUCAGCAGAGGGGACUCUCUGGCGGGCUCCCCAGUAAACCGGUCCCCUUCUCGCUGCAGCGGCUUGAACCGCUCCGAGUCUCCAAACCGCGAGCGCAGUGACUUUGGGGGCAGCAACACCCAGCUGUGCGGAAGCAGCAACAACCUGUACACUCCUGACUACUCAGUGCACAUCCUGAGCGACGUGCAGUUUGUGAAGAUCACACGGCAGCAGUACCAGAAUGCACUCACUGCCUGCCACAUGGACAGCUCACCCCAGUCCCCUGACAUGGAGGCCUUCACUGACGGAGACUCCACCAAAGCCCCUACGACCCGGGGUACGCCCCAGACCCCCAAGGAUGACCCUGCCAUCACCCUCCUGAGCAAUAGGAACAGCCUGCCGUGCAGCCGCUCAGAUGGGCUGAGAAGCCCCGGCGAGGUUGUGUACCUGAGGAUGGAGGACAUGGCCUUCACCCAGGAGGAAAUGACAGACCUCGAGGAGCAGAGCACACAGCAGCUCUCACUGUCUUCUGCAGCCAUUCCUACGACAGCAGCGUCAGACAGUGAAUGCUGUAAUAUCAACCUGGACACAGAGACAAGCCCCUGCAGUAGCGACUUUGAGGAAACCGUGGGCAAGAAGCUGCUGAGAACCUUGAGUGGUCGAAAACGGAAGAGGUCACCCGAUGGAGAGCGAGCCUCUGAGGAGAACUCCAAUUUAAUGCCUCUGAUCACAUGACGGGGCCGAGUGUUUGCUGGGAAUGUGAGAUUCAGCGUUGAGGGAGAACCCACCCUCCCAUCUUCUGCGUCUCCCGAGGCCUCCCACAGGUGACAGAGCAUUCUGCUUUCCUUACCACCUCCUCACCCCUCGCUGUCAGCUUGGCAGAUUCCCCCUUGUUGCCUCCAGUUUGAUUCAGAGCCUUGCUGUGGCCAUGACGGAUGGAGAUGCCUCCGGUGGAACAUGCUAGAAAUGGUCUUUUCCACAGUAUAGUCUGGGACUGGAGGAGAAAUGACCCCAAGCUGACAAUGCCACUCUGGGACCCCUGACUCCUUUUUUGUUCUUUGGGAUCCCCUGAUGCCAUAUUUCAUGCUUCGCUCAGCUCAGAAGGUGCCACCGGCGGACAGGCAUGGAGACAGUGGAGAAGCAGGUGUGACGGUCAGUGCAGAAGAUGCCCCGAGAUUUCCUCCAGGACUUUAAUGCAGUGGGACCCGGCUAUGUUGGCAUGGGAUGGUACAGAACAGAAAACUGUCGGUGACCAGUUUCCUGUUAGAUAAGGGUUCUAGCAGCCAGGGAAGUGUGUCUCGGCUGGAAUGGAAAGACCGUGAGAUGGAACCUCAAGUCACUGUUUAUUCCCAGGGACGUAUCUUUUUGGCUCCCAAUUAGCAGUUCUCCAUCCAGUCGUAAAUCUGCUCUUGAAGAGGAGGAGCAGAGAACAGAGACCGGACUGGGAGCCAGAGAUGGAACUUCAGGUUUUAAGUUGAAAUCAAAGCAAACAAACAGAAACUUACGUAGAAAAUUUCUAAGCUGUUGAAGCAAGUUUAGCCAUGACAAACCAAAGAGUGCCCAGGUCAGCCAAGAAGGAUGCAAGCUCUCAUGGGACUUCAGUGUGCAUUACAUGGGAACACUGAAGAAUUGCUCUUCUUUUUCAUCCGCUCCCUCCACUCCACCCCACCCCUUACUCCUCCACCCCAGCAGGUCAGCUAAGGGUACUUUAUUCGAAGAAUUUACUAGAUCUUUUUUUCACCUGGAUGUCAGAGCAGAUGCAAUUCCAAGUAUGGCCACCAGAUGGCAGAAUGACGCCAUACCUACUUCAAUACUAAAAUUCAGCUCACCUAACCACACCGCCAA